AUGACUACGCCCCGUGUCUUCAUCAUCCGCCACGGCGAGACCGAGUGGUCGCUCAGUGGUCGACAUACCGGAGUCACUGAUAUCCCAUUGACGGCCAAUGGAGAGCGGCGAAUCAUGGCCACUGGCCGGGCAAUGGUUGGCAAGGACCGGCUGAUUGUUCCCAAGAAGCUGGCUCACAUCUACGUCUCUCCCCGUCGCCGUGCCCAACGCACCUUUGAGCUCCUUCAUCUCGACCUCCCCGAACCGCUUCCGUGGCAGUGUCACGGCUCCUCCGACGGCCGCACCUCGCCACCGCACCUCUGCAAUGCCCGGGUCGAGAUCGCGCCCGACGUGCGCGAGUGGGACUACGGCGACUACGAGGGCAUCACAUCGCCCGAGAUCCGGGCCAAACGUGUUGCUCAGGGCAUCCCUGGCCGCUGGGACAUUUGGCGUGAUGGCUGUCCCGGAGGCGAGUCACCCGCCGAGAUCACAGACCGGCUCGACGCCCUGAUUGCCGACCUUCGCGAGCGCUUCCACAAGCCCGCACUCGAGGCCAUGGUCAAGGCCAAGACUACCGGCACCAAGGCGGCCAAGGACGCUUCUGCCUCUCUUGCUGGUGACGUCCUCAUCGUCGCCCACGGACACAUCCUGCGGGCCCUGGCCAUGCGUUGGGUCGGUGCUGCACUGCAGGACGGGCCGACCUUCCUUCUCGAGGCCGGCGGCAUCGGAACACUGAGCUACGAACACAACAACAUCGAAGAGCCGGCCAUCCUUCUGGGCGGUGCCUUCACAGUCGAUCUGGAUACGGAUGGCGAAGAGAACCAGGCACUUGCCAUGGCACUCGCUCGUAUCUCCGUCGGCCGGGUCAACCUGGGUAGCUCGGGCGGAGAUGUUACGGAGUGGAAUGGGGGUGGAGAGAAGGCGGAGUGGACCGACAGUGAGAUCUAA
Grosmannia clavigera kw1407 is the source of this 927-nucleotide messenger RNA. RefSeq names its product phosphoglycerate mutase family protein. Gene Ontology annotation, molecular function: sedoheptulose-bisphosphatase activity. Bases 1 to 927 code for a protein of 308 amino acids. The transcript has 4 exons. NCBI's taxonomy places the organism in Eukaryota, Fungi, Ascomycota, Sordariomycetes, Ophiostomatales, Ophiostomataceae. The record is from RefSeq and is a predicted model, not a curated record. Gene Ontology annotation, biological process: ribose phosphate biosynthetic process.